This is a messenger RNA of Cryphonectria parasitica EP155, 1638 nucleotides long. RefSeq lists its product as uncharacterized. The record is from RefSeq and is a predicted model, not a curated record. Gene Ontology annotation, molecular function: ATP binding; RNA binding; RNA helicase activity. Gene Ontology annotation, cellular component: nucleolus. NCBI's taxonomy places the organism in Eukaryota, Fungi, Ascomycota, Sordariomycetes, Diaporthales, Cryphonectriaceae. The annotation marks the transcript as partial. The transcript is spliced from 4 exons. Gene Ontology annotation, biological process: rRNA processing.
AAGACCAAGAAGGUGAAGACUGACGAUGCUGCCACUGCGGCGGAAGACGAUGCGCCUCUAAAGGAAAAGAAAUCCAAGAAGGACAAGAAGGACAAGGAGAAGAAGAAGGACAAGAAGGAGAAAAAGGAGAAAAAGGAAAAGAAAGAGAAGAAGCGCAAGGAGAAGCAACUGGCAGAGCAGCAGAACGGCACCGCAGCAGCAGCAGACGGCGACUCUACGAAAUACCAACAGACCGCCGCCCUGGCCGCCGUGCCGCAAGCCGAGAUCGACACCUUUCUCAAGGACAACCACAUCACGAUCCACCCUUCCUCCCCGCUCCGCCCGAUCCUCAAGUUCGACCACCUCCCGACCUCCCGCCUCCUCGCCAAGAACCCCUUCAAGACCUUCACCACCCCGACCCCCAUCCAGGCCGCCUCCUGGCCCUUCUCCCUGUCCGGCCGCGACGUGAUCGGAAUCGCCGAGACCGGCUCCGGAAAGACGUACGCCUUCUCCCUCCCCUGCAUCGCGGCCCUCUCCUCUCUGCCCAAGAAGUCUGGCCGGGCGGGCGGUAGCGGCGCUGUUGUGAACGCCCGCGCCGUCAUCGUGUCGCCCACGCGCGAGCUCGCGAUGCAGACGCACGAGGCCAUCUCCACGCUCGCCUCGCUGGCAGGGCUCUCCGCGGUGUGCCUGUACGGCGGCGCGAGCAAGGACGAGCAGCGCAGCCUGCUGCGGCGGAGCGGCGGCGCGGACAUUGUGGUGGCGACGCCAGGGCGGCUCAAGGAUUUCCUGUCCGAGGGCUGCGUGGCGCUGGGCGAGGCGGCGUUUGUGGUUCUCGACGAGGCCGAUCGCAUGCUGGACAAGGGGUUCGAGGACGACAUCAAGGAGAUCAUCGGGGGGUGUCCGGCGCGGGAGGCGCGCCAGACGCUCAUGUUCACGGCGACGUGGCCUGACUCGGUGCGCGGCCUGGCUGAGAGCUUCAUGGUCGACCCUGUCAAGGUCAUCAUCAACAAGAACAGGCCCAACGGCGACGGCAGCGGGAACGGCACCGUCGAGCUGCAGGCGAACAGCCGCAUCGUGCAGACUGUCGAGGUCGUCGACCCGAGGGGUAAGGAGAGGAGGCUGCUGGAGAUUCUCAAGGAGAACCAGCGGGGCAAGGCGAGGAACGACAGGAUCCUCGUGUUUUGUCUGUACAAGAAGGAGACCACGCGUGUCGAGCAGUUCCUGCAGAGCCGGGGCGUCGAGGUCGUGGCCAUCCACGGCGACCUGCGCCAGGAGCAGAGGACGAGGAGUCUUGAGGCCUUCAAGGCCGGGACGACUAGCGUUUUGCUUGCUACAGAUGUGGCGGCGCGAGGCCUGGAUAUCCCAGAGGUGAAACUUGUCAUCAACCUUACGUUCCCUUUGACUAUUGAGGACUAUGUCCACCGCAUCGGCCGUACAGGUCGUGCCGGCAAGGAAGGCAAGGCCAUCACUCUUUUCACGGAGCACGACAAGGCACACUCUGGCUCAUUGAUCAACGUGCUCAAGGCCGCUGGUCAACCUGUUCCCGAGGAGCUGCUCAAGUUCGGCACAACCGUCAAGAAGAAGCAGCACGACGCCUACGGCGCAUUCUUCAAAAACGUAGACAUGAGCAAGAAGGCCACCAAGAUCACCUUUGACUAA